Molecule: messenger RNA, 776 nt
Organism: Drosophila grimshawi
Lineage: Eukaryota; Metazoa; Arthropoda; Insecta; Diptera; Drosophilidae
Gene: mRpL30
Product: 39S ribosomal protein L30, mitochondrial
Exons: 2
Coding region: 90-632 (180 amino acids)
Biological process (GO): translation
Cellular component (GO): mitochondrion; large ribosomal subunit
Molecular function (GO): structural constituent of ribosome
Source: RefSeq, a predicted model, not a curated record
CAGCCCUGGAAUGCUUUCAUAACUAAUCAGCUGCUGGUUUCGCUUCUGCCACUGUUUUCAAUUAUUUGUGUUAAUAUUUCUGAAAUAAAAUGAACUUGUUUAGGUUAUUGACGCCACUGCAGCUAAGCCUGACAGUGGCACGCACCUAUGGCAAACACAAUAAGAAGUUCUUGUACAAAGAUGGCAAGAAAUACGAGGGUAUUAUAUACUAUCCCAGAACGCCCGACCAUCAAGAUCCGCCCGUAGAACCCGCCAAGCUGUUUCGAGUGCAGCGUAUUAAACCCGUCAAAGGUAAUCCAUUCUGGGAGAAACGCAUACUCAAGGAUCUGGGCCUGGAUGGCAAACAGAGCGACUUUGCCGUCGUCAAAAACAUACCCGAAAACAAUGCACGUCUGUGGAAAAUAAAGCAUCUAAUUAAAGUAACGCCUGUCACGUUUCCCUAUGGCGAGCCCACGGCGAAUGAUAUCAAGCACACUAUACUCAAGGAGAACGGCGAGUGCCUGGUGACAAAGGACAUCGGACCUGUGGAAAUGCGCGACGCCGCACGCGAUGCAUUUGACCAGCAGGCCAAGCGCAUGGACACCGAACUACUGCGAAAGGACUCGCGACUUAAGUGGCUGAAUCCAUGGUAAAACUAGAAUUCAUUUAAAUUUUAUUGUAUAAAAACAUAUUUUUCGUUCAUACAUACACACAUAUAUAUAUAUAUACAACAUAUAUAUAUAUCAAUAAAUCGAAAGCAAGAACAGCUUUAUGUGCGACGCUCGUUGGCGACAAUA